Talaromyces proteolyticus is the source of this 1449-nucleotide messenger RNA. Its product is annotated as putative acyl-CoA dehydrogenase. Gene Ontology annotation, molecular function: flavin adenine dinucleotide binding. The transcript is spliced from 7 exons. Lineage: Eukaryota; Fungi; Ascomycota; Eurotiomycetes; Eurotiales; Trichocomaceae. Gene Ontology annotation, biological process: fatty acid beta-oxidation using acyl-CoA dehydrogenase; butyrate catabolic process. The coding region runs from base 166 to 1449 and encodes 427 amino acids. The record is from RefSeq and is a predicted model, not a curated record.
GCCAAGUUGGAGUAUCCCUCACUUGCGAUACCUGCGUUAGGCAGCUACAACCCUGCUUAUUUUUGCUUCUUUGUCAGUUCUCUUCUAUAUACAAAGCUGAAUAUUACACACUUCAUUUUUCUAGACGAGGAUUAAUAGGACCUAUUGCCGUGACAGCCUCCCGCUAUGGUUGAUUUCACCCUUUCCGAAUCCGAAAAGGCCACUCGCUUAGGUGCACGAGGUUUUGCAAAGGCACACCUCGCUGGUGCGAAAGCUGUUUACUCCGCGUUCUCAACCCCAGCUGAACGCUUCCAAUCUAUUCAACCCAUCUACGCUGAAGCUGUCAAAGCCGGUUUGAUCAAAGGCCAGGUGCCUGCGCCAGUUGGAGGCACGAGUGCGAAUCUCGUGGAGGCGGCCAUCCUAGUAGAGGAGUUCUAUGCUGUUGAUGCGUCAGCAUCGUUGACAAUAUUUGCGACGGGCCUUGGCCUCACUCCGCUUGCGCUCGCCUAUCAGCCGCAAUUUAAGGAAUUUUUGGAUCCUUUUUUGUCUGGUGAAGGCACACCGCUUGCAUCACUUGUGUUUUCAGAGCCUGCUGGAGUGGCAAAUUGGUUGGAGCCCGGUGCUCCUGGGUUGCAGACUACGGCAUAUCUAGACGGUGAUGAGUGGGUUUUGAAUGGAGAAAAGCUUUGGGCUACAAAUUCUGCUGGAUGGGAUUUCCAAGGUGCAGAUCUUGGCUGUGUUGUCUGCCGCUGCACGAACGAAGACGUAGCAUCGAAAUCAUUGUAUCCACGGGAUCUUGUCAUGGUAUUGCUUGUCACCAGGGCUGAUAUUGAUCGAAGCGGACAGGAUAGUUUUAAGGUCCUGAAACAUGUUGAGACAUUGGGCCACACGGCUGUCUCAGGACCUCAUAUCAAAUAUACAAACGUCCGCGUGCCUGCUAAAAACCUGCUUUGCCCACCUGGAACUGGAGCUGCUAUUGUGAGCCACUCAUUCGAAAUUUCCGCUAUGCUUGUAGGUGCGAUGGGUGUUGGCCUUCAAAGAGCGGCUUUCGACGCGGCUCUCGAAUUCUCUCGUGACACCCGAGGCGGAACUAUCCCGAUUGGAAAUCGUCAAUCUGUUGCAGAUCUGUUGAUUAAUAUCAAGAUGCGGACAGAAACUUCAAGACUCUUGACGUGGAAAGCGGCUCACUGCCUCCUUUUCGGGCCGGGCGAGCACGAACAAAGACGAGAGCUGUCACUACAAGCAAAGGUCUAUUGUUCUGAUGCAGCGGUUCAGUCUUGUACAGAUGCAAUCAAUGCUGUCGGCAUAUCGGCCUACAAUAUCGACUUUCCUUUUGGUGAGUUACUGGCCACUGCCAUGGUACUUCCCAUCUUUGACGGGGGUAAUAUUGGCAUCCGUCGACGAGCACUGCAGGAUAUUUUCAUUUCGGCUGGGUACCAGCCAUGGCUGACAGCGUUUGGGGCUGAAUGA